UUGGAAAUCUUUUCGAUUUCAUCUGUUCAUUGAUUUUGAAAAUGCGUGAACCGAUAGUGCAAGGCCCAGUCAACCCUUUUCGAGUGACUGACAACACCUCCCUCGAAGAAAGGGAGUGGGGCCCUAUUCUUCAACCAUAUCUUGAGCAUGCGUUGACUUGUCAGGGGCGGUAUAGCGCUGAGGAAAUCACUCGUCAUGUUGACUUUUUCCGCGAUUGUGUAGCUAGCUGGCUGGGUCCUGGCCCUACAUUCAACCACGAUACCGGCAUGAUGGAAAUCCCAUUCCCUGGAUCGCUCACGAAUGACCACACACCCUUCGAGUUGAGCCUUUGCUGGAAGAGCAAGCAGCAGAAGGGACGACCAGUUGUCCGCUAUGUCAUCGAUGUUAUUCCCUCAAAUCUGAAACCGUCACGGAUGGCUGCAUUCAAAACAGCCCUGGCCGUUAUUGAGAGCCUUGAACGGACAGGUAUUAAUGCUACGAAUGGACUGGUAUUGCGCACAUUCCCAGGCCUAUGGACAAAGGUUACUAGAGAAAUGAUCGAAUUUGAGCGUCAAGCCCAUCGCUCGACCGUUUGCUCUAGGUGCUCGCCAUCGGGUGUCUUCGUGGCCUUCGACCUGGUCGCUUCUGAGGCAUUUGCCAAAUUCUACUGGUUGUUCCCAGUUUGCCUGGAGACACCUGACGUUUGUCAAGGUAUUAUGCGCACGAUGCGUUCAUGUAUUGCAGUCGAACCCCAGUUUUCGACCGUAAUGGAAAGCUGGGCGAAAGUUCAGCAAUAUAUCAGCCGCUAUCCGAGCGUGCUGCAACCCCGGAUGCUCUCAAUCGAUACAACUAGAUACCCACAGUGGCGAGUGAAAGUAUAUGUUCGAUGUAUUUUCCGAGAAACAAAUCGCUUUGAAGACCUAGAACCUCACUUGACCUUGGGAGGCGCUAUUAGUCUUUCCGCCUCAUUCCGCGAGACCUGCAACAACUUGUGGAUUUCCCUCACUAGCCAGGGCUUGGACUCUAUCCCAGGUACGGGGCCAAAAUAUUGCCUUCUGAUGUACGAUCUUCCAGCGGUCUCGUCGCAGAAGAUGUCGGCCAAAUUAUACGUCAUGUGCCAGGAGAUUCCUCGCGUCGAUUCAUUCGUUGCGCGGUGUCUUCAUGAUAGUUGUCCGGUUUUGCGAGAUGCCGCCAUUGUCAAGGAGAUGAGCCAAUCAACCGAUCCUACUGCAUAUAUUUGAUAGGAUUAGCCCCGAAAGGCCGCGAGACCGAAGUAUCUAUCUACUGUAACCCAAGCUAUUCGGCGCAGUCGACAUGGAGGAACAGAGUUGAUGAGAAUGGCUAUUUGAAGAAGAAGCGAAGAGUUAUCGCGCCAAAGUCAGAGUAGCCAUGGCCUUAUUCGGGUUAACAGGUCAACAUGAACACAGGAGCAAAUUCAUGAGUUUGGUUCUUCUGAAUUACCGCUUUAUGAAUUUCAAAUCCUCUUUUGUAUCCUUUUCCCUGUCUGUUCUUUCUGUUCAUGGGAAGGUUUGCUUUAUCCUUUGGCCCCCGAACAGGAAGCUCAUAGGACCCUUCGUAGGUUUCGCAUAAUAUUAUCUCUCAAGGUGGACGAGUCAAUCAUGCCAUUGCCGUUGAAUUUCGUCUGUGUUGUCUUUCUGGAUGCAUCAAGGGGAUUAUUGAGAUAUGAACACUGCACAUCGGUAUCCGAAGACAAUUUCAAAAAUAACCAGAACAAACUUGCGCGAAAACGGGCACAGCAACGCAAGGGAUAAAAAGCCUU
Aspergillus melleus is the source of this 1759-nucleotide messenger RNA. RefSeq lists its product as uncharacterized. Gene Ontology annotation, biological process: alkaloid metabolic process. Lineage: Eukaryota; Fungi; Ascomycota; Eurotiomycetes; Eurotiales; Aspergillaceae. Bases 42 to 1220 code for a protein of 392 amino acids. Gene Ontology annotation, molecular function: transferase activity, transferring alkyl or aryl (other than methyl) groups. The transcript is spliced from 4 exons. The record is from RefSeq and is a predicted model, not a curated record.